UAAAAAGAGAAUCCAAGACAGAAAUAGGGAGAAAGGGAAGAGUGACUCUCCCCAAACAAGUACUUACAGACACACCACCUCCAACCAAAAUGCUUUUUCUAAACUUUAUACCACCUUUAAUCCAUUGAAGAUAGAGCCACACACCAACUUACCAAUUUAUAUCAAUAAUCACACCCAUCUCUCUCUCUCUCUCUCUCUCUCUCUCAACACACAGCUCAAAACCAAGAGCAAAAAAAAAAAAAAAAAAAAAAAAGGAGAACUAAAUUUAGAAACACCCCCCACCCCCACCCCCACCCUGCUGCUUUGGAGACUGCAAGUGCAAGCUUGUUCCCAACUCUCAAAGCUCUCCUUCUCCAAUAUUCUAAAUUAAAAUCUCUUUCAUUCUCUGCUCACUCCCCACAACCCCAUAAAACAAAACCCACAUGCUCCUCCAUUUUCUUCAACUUAUCUACUAUCAACACACCCAUCUUCAACCAUCAAUCAAUCUUCAUUUUCUCUCUUUAUUUCUCUCAGACAUAUACACAAACACAUUCUUCUGAUUUGUUAAGAAAACAUGAUCAGUCUAUCAGACUUCUACCAUGUCAUGACAGCAGUUGUUCCACUUUAUGUGGCCAUGAUUUUAGCUUAUGGCUCUGUGAAAUGGUGGAAAAUCUUCUCCCCUGACCAAUGCUCCGGCAUAAACCGAUUCGUCGCGCUUUUCGCCGUCCCUCUUCUCUCCUUCCACUUCAUCUCCACCAAUGAUCCUUACACCAUGAACUUACGGUUCAUCGCGGCGGACACCCUCCAGAAGCUGAUUGUGCUGGCAGUGCUAGCUGUGUGGAGUAAGGUGAGCAAAAGGGGUUGUUUGGAAUGGACUAUUACACUCUUUUCAGUUUCCACUCUCCCAAACACUCUGGUCAUGGGCAUUCCUCUGCUCAAGGGCAUGUAUGGUGACUUCUCUGGUAGCUUAAUGGUCCAAAUUGUGGUCCUUCAGUGUAUCAUAUGGUACACUUUGAUGCUCUUCAUGUUUGAAUACAGAGGCGCAAAGUUGCUCAUCUCUGAGCAAUUCCCAGACACUGCAGGCUCAAUUGUCUCCAUCCACGUUGAUUCUGAUGUCAUGUCAUUGGAUGGAAGACAAGCCCUAGAGACUGAAGCAGAGAUCAAAGAAGAUGGUAAAUUACAUGUUACUGUGAGAAAAUCCAAUGCUUCAAGAUCAGACAUCUACUCAAGGAGGUCUCAGGGCUUGUCGUCGACGACGCCAAGGCCGUCGAAUCUCACCAAUGCAGAGAUAUAUUCUCUGCAGUCUUCUCGGAACCCAACUCCAAGAGGGUCAAGCUUCAAUCACACAGAUUUUUACUCCAUGGUCGCCGGUGGCCGGAAUUCUAACUUCGGUGCAUCAGACGUUUAUGGGCUUCCGGCGUCGAGGGGACCGACGCCGAGGCCGUCUAACUACGAGGAAGAGGGUGGCAAUGUGAAUAAAUCAAGAUUUCAUUACCACGCGCCGCCACCGCCCGGGAAUUCGCAUUAUCCGGCGCCUAACCCGGGGAUGUUUUCUCCCACAGGGGCAUCCAAAGGGGUUGGGGCUAAUGCAGCAGCCAAGAAGCCUAAUGGACAAGCUGUGCAGAAGGCAGAGGAAGGUACAAGAGAUCUGCACAUGUUUGUUUGGAGUUCAAGUGCAUCUCCUGUUUCUGAUGUGUUUGGAAGCCAUGAAUAUGGAGGAGGCCUAGACCAGUCUGCUAAGGAAGUCAGAGUUUCUGUCUCUCCAGGAAAAGUGGAGGCUCACAGAGACAAUCAAGAGGACAAUUACAUGGUGGAGAGAGAUGAUUUUAGCUUUGGUAAUAGAGGUUUAGAGAGAGAAAUGAACAACCAUGAAGGUGAUCAACAUCAAAAAGGUGGAGGUGGAGAUGGGAAAGGCAAUAAGGCCAUGCCUCCAACAAGUGUAAUGACAAGGCUUAUAUUGAUCAUGGUUUGGAGGAAACUCAUCAGAAAUCCCAACACUUACUCAAGCUUGAUUGGCCUUACAUGGUCUCUGGUUUCAUUCAGGUGGAAUGUUGAGAUGCCUGCCAUAAUAGCAAAGUCCAUUUCCAUACUGUCUGAUGCAGGACUAGGCAUGGCCAUGUUCAGUCUAGGUCUGUUCAUGGCUUUGCAACCGAGGAUCAUAGCAUGUGGGAAUUCUAUUGCAGCUUUUACUAUGGCCGUCAGAUUCCUUACAGGUCCAGCUGUCAUGGCAGCUGCUUCCAUUGCUGUUGGACUUCGUGGAGUCCUCUUACACGUUGCCAUUGUACAGGCUGCUCUACCACAAGGAAUUGUACCCUUUGUCUUUGCCAAGGAAUACAAUGUACACCCUGACAUUCUUAGCACAGGUGUCAUAUUCGGGAUGCUAAUCGCGUUGCCAAUCACACUUGUCUACUACAUUCUGCUUGGGCUAUGAAGAGGAAUUGAAAUUAAUGUUCAGAAUCAUGGAAAUGGAACUCUUGCUAGCUCGAGAAAGAAGAGAGACAAGAAACAUGGUGGAUCAAGGAAUUGGAAAUGGAAAUGGAAAUAUCAAGAAAGAAGAGAAGAAAUAGAACCAAAACGAUUUGAAUCCUUUUUUUCUUUUCUUUUCUUUUUUUUUUAUUUUUUUUUUAUUUUUUAUGAAUUGUCUUUCCUAGUAAAGUUGUAAAAUGGUGUUUGUAGUCAGUUAUUAGGAAAAGAAAAUCUCUCUAGUUAAUUACAUUUUCUAUCAUUUCUAGUCCAAGAA
Cornus florida is the source of this 2719-nucleotide messenger RNA. RefSeq names its product probable auxin efflux carrier component 1c. NCBI's taxonomy places the organism in Eukaryota, Viridiplantae, Streptophyta, Magnoliopsida, Cornales, Cornaceae. Bases 554 to 2410 code for a protein of 618 amino acids. The record is from RefSeq and is a predicted model, not a curated record. The transcript has 6 exons. Gene Ontology annotation, molecular function: auxin efflux transmembrane transporter activity. Gene Ontology annotation, biological process: auxin export across the plasma membrane; auxin polar transport. Gene Ontology annotation, cellular component: endoplasmic reticulum; plasma membrane.